GGCGGCGGCGGCGGCAAGGGCUGAGGGCACAGCCAGCGGGCGGCGCGCCGCGGACUCCCAGGCAGCCCGCCGAAAGAAUCCUGAAUAUCACUGUAAAGAGACGGCGGUCCAUCUUCUCAUCUAGAGAAUUGUUCUCAGGAUCAACAGACAAGAGGAUUAGCAGCUCUGGACUUUUAAAGUGAUGGAUUUCCCAGCCUUACACUGAGAAGCUGAACAACAACAACAACAAAAAAGGCAUCCUUUCUGGAAUCAGCAUAGCAAAAUGAGAGGUGCAGAAACAACGCUGGGGAGAAGCAAGGUCGUCUGUUGAACUGUCUUGCCUUUGGCCCAGAACUUAGCUCAGACUCAACUCUGGCCCUGAAUUUACCUUCCACACUUUGGUUCAAGGCCUGGAGUGAUGUGUCCCCUCUCCAGAGCAUCUUUCGUUCUGUGAGGCCCAAACCAUGACCACCAGUAGCCACGCAUGUCCCGUCCCAGCAGUGAAUGGACACAUGACUCACUAUCCAGCUGCACCCUACCCAUUGCUCUUCCCACCGGUCAUCGGAGGACUUUCCCUGCCUCCCCUCCAUGGCCUGCACGGCCACCCUCCUCCGAGUGGAUGCAGCACACCGUCGCCUGCGACGAUUGAAACACAGAGCACCAGUUCUGAGGAGCUCGUCCCCAGCCCGCCGUCUCCGCUUCCUCCCCCGCGUGUGUACAAACCCUGCUUCGUCUGCCAGGACAAAUCAUCCGGGUACCACUAUGGGGUCAGCGCCUGUGAGGGGUGUAAGGGGUUUUUCCGCAGAAGUAUUCAGAAGAACAUGAUUUACACUUGUCACCGAGAUAAGAACUGUGUUAUUAAUAAAGUCACCAGGAAUCGAUGCCAGUACUGUCGACUCCAGAAGUGCUUUGAAGUGGGAAUGUCCAAAGAAUCUGUUAGGAAUGACAGAAACAAGAAAAAGAAGGAGCCUUCGAAGCAAGAAUGCACGGAGAGCUAUGAGAUGACAGCAGAGAUGGACGAUCUCACAGAGAAGAUCCGCAAAGCCCACCAGGAAACCUUCCCCUCGCUCUGCCAGCUGGGCAAGUACACCACGAAUUCCAGUGCUGACCAUCGAGUCCGACUGGACCUGGGGCUCUGGGACAAAUUCAGUGAACUGGCCACCAAGUGCAUUAUUAAGAUCGUAGAGUUUGCUAAACGUCUGCCAGGCUUCACCAGCUUGACCAUCGCGGACCAAAUCACCCUGCUGAAGGCCGCCUGCCUGGACAUCCUGAUUCUUAGAAUUUGCACCAGGUAUACUCCAGAACAAGACACCAUGACUUUCUCAGAUGGCCUUACCCUAAAUCGAACUCAGAUGCACAAUGCUGGAUUUGGUCCUCUGACUGACCUUGUGUUCACCUUUGCCAACCAGCUCCUGCCUUUGGAAAUGGAUGACACAGAAACAGGCCUUCUCAGUGCCAUCUGCUUAAUCUGUGGAGACCGCCAGGACCUUGAGGAACCAACAAAAGUAGAUAAGCUACAGGAACCUUUGCUGGAAGCACUAAAAAUUUAUAUCAGAAAGAGAAGACCCAGCAAGCCUCACAUGUUCCCAAAGAUCUUAAUGAAGAUCACAGAUCUCCGCAGCAUCAGUGCUAAAGGUGCAGAACGUGUCAUUACCUUGAAAAUGGAAAUUCCUGGAUCAAUGCCACCUCUCAUCCAGGAAAUGCUGGAGAAUUCUGAAGGACAUGAACCUUUGACCCCAAGUUCAAGUGGGAACCCAACAGAGCACAGUCCCAGCAUCUCACCCAGCUCAGUAGAAAACAGCGGCGUCAGUCAGUCACCGCUGGUGCAAUAAGACACUUUCCAGUUACUUCAAACAUUCCCCAGGACCUUCAGUUCCGGGAUUUCAAAUGCAAGAAAAAACAUUUUUACUGCUGCUUAGUUUUUGGACUGAAAAUAUAUUAAAAUUCAAGGACCAAGAAGUUUUCAUAUGUAUCCAUAUAUACUCCUCACUAACUUACCCAGAAACACAAACUUUUAAAUUCUAAAAAUCAGCCAUUUCGUGCAACCAGAAACUAGUUAAAAGCUUCUAUUUUCCUUUGAACGCUCAAGAUUGCAUGGCAAAGACCCAGUCAAAAUGAUUUACCCUAGUUAAGUUUCUGAAGACUUUGUACAUACAGAAGUGUGGCUCUGUUCUCUCUACACUGUAUGUUUGGUGCUUUCCUUUUGUCUUGCAUACUCCAAAUAGCCGAGACACCAAGGUUAUGAAAGUUCCAAAAAAUAACUGUCUUGCUUUCCAGACUACUCAAGACAUCAAGGUAAGGAAAUGGGACUAUACUGUACAGUAUGACAAGCUAAGGCUGAAGACACUCUGAUUUAGUUAGUAUGGAAGCUUGUCCUUGCUCUUUUUGAUGCUCUUAAAUUGCAUCUUUUAUUUCAUGUUGCCCAGUAAAAGUAUACAAGUCCACUGCACUAGCAGAAAAGGAUUCUGUAUCUGUGUAACUGCCAGUUCAGUUAAUCCAAUGUCAUUUGUUCAAUUGCUGAUGUCACUUUAAAUUGAAAGUGGUUUAUUACUUUUAAUGACAUAACUACAAAAUUUUUUUUUAAAGAUACAUUUUUUUACAGUAAUGAUAGCCUCCAAGGCAGAGACACUUUUCAGUGUUAAUAAGUUUUUGUUUACCUAUUCACAAGCCAUUAGGGAAAGUUCAUGGGUAUUAGCAGGCUGGUCUACCAUCUGUAUACCAUGUAACUCUAGUGUCCUUCUUGAUCCAUGCCUGAUAGAGGAGUUUUUUUUCCUGCCUUCUUGAUGCCCAGGGGCUAACGUUAACUCCCAAAGGCACGGCAGAGCAUUGCAUCCUUUGACCUUGUUCAAUCACUAUGAAGCAGAGUGAAAGCUGUGGUAGAGUGGUUAAAAGAUACAAGUGUCAGUUUCUUAGUUCUCAUUUAAGCACUAGGGAAUUUUUUUUGAUAUAUUAGCAAGUCUGUGAUGUACUCUCACUGGCUCUGUUUGUACAUUGAGAUUGUUUAAUAAUGCUUUCUAUGUUCAUAUACUGUUUACCUUUUUCCAUGGAGUCUCCUGGCAAAGAAUAAAAUAUAUUUAUUUUAAAGUUGUA
Molecule: messenger RNA, 3069 nt
Organism: Manis pentadactyla (Chinese pangolin)
Lineage: Eukaryota; Metazoa; Chordata; Mammalia; Pholidota; Manidae
Gene: RARB
Product: retinoic acid receptor beta
Exons: 10
Coding region: 444-1811 (455 amino acids)
Biological process (GO): regulation of transcription by RNA polymerase II; retinoic acid receptor signaling pathway; cellular response to corticotropin-releasing hormone stimulus
Cellular component (GO): nucleus; transcription regulator complex
Molecular function (GO): zinc ion binding; nuclear glucocorticoid receptor binding; RNA polymerase II cis-regulatory region sequence-specific DNA binding
Source: RefSeq, a predicted model, not a curated record